UUUCUGUCCUUUGUGGUCGUGUCCAACAGUAACGAGGGGAUGGAUGAGUCCGAGCAGGAGCCAAUCAGAGGCCUCGCUACACAUCGGCCGAGCUACCCGACGUCUGACUCCGACAGCAGAGAGGAGGGACGGCCGCUCUUUAACGAGUCCCGACAACAAAGAUAUUUCCCUCCAAGAGGAACGAACCAGCGCUCACAUCCUCGCCAUUCACACAGCGGCCUUCUCCCCACACCUCCUCCACCGUUACGUCCCCUGCCCGUGGGACCCACUUUUAACCCGUAUCGAUGGACGCCUCCUCAUCCUGAGUAUCAGUGGAGACCUCCCCGCUCAGAGGAGAGGAGGUCCAGGUAUUCUCCGCUGGAGCCGGACAGGAGGUCGUCCUCCCGCCUGCAGGAGGACAGACGGAGAGCGCCUCCUCUUCUCCCUCGUUACUCCGCACGCUGGACCAACGAGUCCAACGAGUCCAACGGCUACGACAGACGUGAUGAGGAGUGGGGCUGUCCUCAAAGGAGACAUCACUUCAGUGUCCUCUUCAGAGGACGCUGAACUACGCUGAUGGUCACAGUUUGAGCCGCAACGUCCAAACAGAAGUUUACUGAAAUUCAAAGAGCGUGUGAAUGUCCAAGGCUGAUCCUGUAUCAGCGCUUUCUGUGGAUCUGUGUCUGCACAAAUAAAGCUGAAAAAAACA
Molecule: messenger RNA, 688 nt
Organism: Plectropomus leopardus (leopard coralgrouper)
Lineage: Eukaryota; Metazoa; Chordata; Actinopteri; Perciformes; Serranidae
Source: RefSeq, a predicted model, not a curated record